Molecule: messenger RNA, 2098 nt
Organism: Galleria mellonella (greater wax moth)
Lineage: Eukaryota; Metazoa; Arthropoda; Insecta; Lepidoptera; Pyralidae
Product: sodium- and chloride-dependent glycine transporter 1-like
Exons: 10
Coding region: 130-2085 (651 amino acids)
Biological process (GO): sodium ion transmembrane transport
Cellular component (GO): membrane
Source: RefSeq, a predicted model, not a curated record
GUUUAUCUCUAAACCAUAUCACGAACGUUGCAAAACCGUAACGAGCCGUUGUAUUGGGAAGCUGUUUCCAAAAUGGUGUGAGAUAUUUGAGUGAACGGAUCAAUUGCAAUCAGUGGCGAUCAACGGAUAAUGUUAUUUUCUUUAAGGCUGAAGAAAUGUGUUAAUUGGCGCCUCAUAAGGGCGCAUGCGUGCACGUUAGCGGUGGCAGUAUCAUUCAACAGUAUAUGGCGGGUUCCAAGGGAUGGAUAUCGUUAUGGUGGUCUCACAUACGGCCUGGUGUUUACCUUGGCGAUGGUCUUCCUGGCCCUACCUGUCACUCUACUGCAGUUGUCUAUCGGUCAACUGAGCCAGCAGGACGCUGUUGGGGUCUGGAGAGCCGUCCCAUUCUUUAAAGGUGUUGGAUAUAUGAGGUUGCUGAUUUCAUUCAUUAGUUCCGUAUACACUGUGAUCUACAUGGCCUUACUAGUCGCUUACUUCCUUUACACACUGAGUAACUCUAUACCGUUUCUGGAAUGCACCAAUAUUGUUAUAUCAGAGGAUGUUGAAGAAAUUAGUUUUAAUGCGUCAACAUGUCUGAACAAUACAUUCUUGGCUCCGGUGAGCGAACAGCCAGAAUACUACACAGCAUUGUCAUUAGUGAUUAUUGUGCUUUGGAUAGCGUUCCCUUUUUUGCUCUUUAAUCCAGUGAAAAUGAUGAGACGCACGUUUUAUGUGCUGACGCCGUUUGUGAUACUGCUGUGCAUAGUGAUCGUGUCAGAGAUAGGAGACGGUGGCAAUCUACACUAUUUCCAACAGCCCGAGUACUGGUCGAAUUUCCUCGAUGCAAACAUUUGGUACGCGGCUGUCAUGCAAGCUCUGCUGUCGUCUCAGAUCGCUGGAGGCUACCUCAUGUCCGCUGGCGAUGGUAUCUAUUCUAAUACAAAUGUUCAGUGGUCCUCAAUAGCGAUAGUGGGCACUAAUUUGGUUGCUAGUUGGAUGGGUUUAUUGUUCUGGUUUGCUAUAAGCAACGGGUAUAAAGACAAGAGUGCUGUGGCAGUGCUCCUAGUGAUAUAUCAAGUCGCCGAUGAAAAUGAACUCAACAAAGUGUGGCCUUUACUAAUGUUUGCCACUUUGUUUCUCUCAGGUAUUAUUACAAUGUUAACCCAACUCUACCCAUUAUUCGAUCGGUUUCGUCGAAUUGGUGGCUAUAAAUGGAGAUUCGUCUGCGUUGCUAACUCGUUAUUGGCGACAGUGGCAGCAUUAGGCACUUUAGUGGGUGGACUACCUGCUUUAGAGCUUCUAGAAGAUGUCGCUGUUCCAUUAUUAAUCAGUAUUGCAACUAUACUCGAGAUACUUGCCUUCAUGUUUAUUUAUGGUUGGAAAGCAUUAGUCGAAGACGUUGAAUUUUUAACUGGAGAGAAAUUAGUAAAAUAUUGGGUAUGGGGUUGGUGUGGUGCUCCUGGUAUCAUAGCACCCUUCUUGAUUUGGUGGAUGGUCGCCAUUCUUGUGGAGAGUAACUUCACGGAGCCCCCGUGGGAUGCUAGCGGGGUCUGUUCAAGUGUGGCAUUGGCGGUGGUAAUCAUUUUAGUAUUUGCCACCAUCACUGUGGCUAGGCAGGUGCAAUACGAUUUUAUAUCGAAAUUGAAGUGUUCGUUCAAGCCAUCGCGACAUUGGGGUCCGCGGGACCCCAUAACUCAUUACUACUGGUUGGCACGACGCGAGGAGGUGGAGACGGGUGCUGGUGUCCGCAUGAGAUACCAUAGGCGACAGUUGGGUCAGCUCUCGGGGGGCGCCAGUUUCCUGACAGUGGCUGAUGUUUCUGAGAAUAGAACCAAGGAAAAUAUAAAUGUAAAUAGACGGUCCAACUCAGACGAUUGGUUAUACACCGUUUACAGGCGAAAGUAUUUAGAAGAAGCACUCAAAGACUUCUUGGAAAUGAGUAAGCAACGCUCCAAAUCUUUAGACUGGGCGUUCCCCAAGAUAGGGAAAGGGGACGUCGGAAGGAAAGAUUUAGAUAGCAAUAUUUAUUUUACGCCUGUACAAUCGUUACAUUCUGUAAGAGGAAAAAACAAUAAUGUAAUGUAUGUUAAGAAUUUAUUAAAAUAAAUUGUUUUAUAAG